Messenger RNA from Elgaria multicarinata webbii, 2881 nucleotides. It is a transcript of the gene GPN2, whose product is annotated as GPN-loop GTPase 2. Gene Ontology annotation, molecular function: GTPase activity. The transcript is spliced from 6 exons. NCBI's taxonomy places the organism in Eukaryota, Metazoa, Chordata, Lepidosauria, Squamata, Anguidae. The record is from RefSeq and is a predicted model, not a curated record. Gene Ontology annotation, cellular component: cytoplasm. Bases 55 to 993 code for a protein of 312 amino acids.
GCGAAAAGGUUCCGUGUCGCAGUUGCUUGGGAGGAAAAGAAAGAAGCGUACAUCAUGUCCAAAAGCCGCAAGCCGUCCUCACUAGCCUUCGGCCAGGCAGUGAUUGGGCCUCCAGGUUCGGGGAAAACAACUUACUGUCUUGGCAUGCAGGAAUUCCUUUCUGCAAUUGGGCGCAAGGUAGCUGUGGUGAAUCUGGACCCAGCCAAUGAAGGGAUUCCCUACCAGUGCGCUGUGGAUAUCUCAGAACUGAUCACCUUGACUGAUGUGAUGGAGAACUUGAAACUGGGACCCAAUGGUGGCUUGAUCUAUUGCAUGGAGUAUCUGGAGGCCAACUUUGACUGGCUGCAGGAGAAACUAGCCCAAUUUAAGGGGCAUUACUUCUUAUUUGACUGCCCAGGGCAAGUGGAGCUCUGCACCCACCAUAGUUCGUUGAGAAACAUCUUUGCUCAGCUUGCUAAGUGGAACUUCAGGCUGGCGGCUGUUCAUCUGGUGGAUUCUCAUUACUGCACAGACCCCGGCAAGUUCAUCUCCGUGCUCUGCACGUCCCUCUCCGCCAUGCUCCACGUAGAGCUGCCCCACGUCAACGUCCUCUCCAAAAUGGACCUGGUCGAACAGUACGGGAAACUGGCCUUUAACCUAGAUUAUUACACGGAGGUUCUUGAUCUGUCUUACCUGUUGGAUCACCUGUCUUCUGACCCUUUCUUCAAGAACUAUCAUCGCCUGAACAAGAAGCUUGUGGAAGUGAUUGAAGACUACAGUUUGGUCUCCUUUGUACCUCUCAAUGUCCAGGACAAGGAGAGCAUGCAGCGUGUGAUGCAGGCCGUGGACAAAGCCAACGGCUACUCCUUCGGGGACUUGGAGCACAGGAGCCUGGGCGCCCUGAUGUCUGCAGCGGUGGGAGCUGAUUUCCAUUUCACGUCCACACUAGCAGUCCAGGAGAAAUAUGUCCAGCCGCCGGAGGAGACGUUGGAGCAGGAAGCCAUGGACGUGUAGCGUGCCUGCCGCAGCUGUAGCUGGUGACCAGAGCUUACCCUGUCCCAGAUGCCUUCCCAUCAGGGGUGUGAGGGGGGGUCCCCUGUGUCACUGGACCUGAAGAAGAAGCCUCUAGCAAACACAGGCUACCACAAUGCAGCUCGUGCCCUUAGGUUCCUUCCAACAAGAGCUACCGUGCUGGGGUAAUUGGGAACCUGCCUACCCGAGAGAGAGAGGCUUUUCUCUCAGGAAGAUGGUCGUCCUGUGCAUGGUUUGUAGCUGACCAAAGAAGAAAUGGCAGUGUGUUGUGGUUUGGCACCUGUGAGCCCAGGAGUUGGCCACGUGUAGCCAAGAUCAAAUCUCCCAGCAAAGGGGCAAAAUAAUGGAUGUUGCCAUGAAAGACGUUUCCAUACAGAAUAACCAGAGAGAUGUCCCUGCUUCUGUUUCUCUAUUCUGUCCUUCUGCAACCGGGCGCUCCUCCAUAGGGGUUGGACUUCAGCUUCCCAUGGUUGAUGGGAGUUGUGGCCCAAACAUCUGGAGCGAGCCAGAUUGCAGAAGGCUGCUCUGCCUCGUUACGCAUUGCUCGGUUGUCACUAACUGCAGAGUUGUGCUCUGUUGGGGAGACUGCUGAAUAAAAACAUUUCCAUGCUCUCUGCACCAGACCUAUGCGCAUCUGUUCCCUGGUGUGUAAGUAUGGGCAGGCUUUUGGCAUUUGGGGGGGAUGUUGUGGCUCCCCCCUCCUUCUCCAAUAGUAGUUUGGAAGAGAAAAAAGAACAGAAGAAGAGCCCUGUUGCAUCACACCAAAGGCCUGUCCAGUCCAGCCUCCUGUUUCUCCCAGGGGCCCACCAGAUGCCCAUGGAAAGGCUGUAAGUAGGUCAUGGGGGCCGUGGCUCUUGUUCCCUAGCAAGUGGUAUUCAGAGGUAGGUCACCUCUGAUCCUGGAGGCAGUACAUAGCUGCCAUUGAUAGACUUUGUCACCUCUGAUCCUGGAAGUAGUGUACAGCAGCCAUUCGUAGCGUGAUCAGCAGCCCUUGCUAGCCUUUGCCUUGUCCUUCAAGAAUCUGUCUAAUCCCCUGCUAAAGCCCUCUAGGUUAGUGGUCAUCACUACAUUCCUUGGAAGCCAAUUCCACAGUUUAACUCCACGCUCUGUGAAGAAGUACUUCCUUUUGUCUGCCAUGAUUUCCCCAUCAGCUUCAGCGGAUGACCCUGGAUCCUAGUAUUAUGAGAGAGGGAGAAAAGCUGCUUUCUAUCCACUUUCUCCACUCCAUACAUAAUUUUAUACACCGAUAUCAUGUUCCCAUCCCAUUACUUGCCUUUUCCCUAAACUAAGCAGCCCCAAAUGUAACCUUUCCUUUGUGGUGCAUUAAAAGAUUAACGCAUUUAUUAUGUUAUGCGGUUUUGUGAACUAGAGUCCCAUGUCACAUUUGAGUAUUAUCUACAGAUGGCAGGUGUAUCUGAACAUAGGCAUAGAUAGAACAGGGUAAUGGGAACAGUGAGGUCAAAAGGAAACCGAAUGCAAAAAAUACAGUCUGUGACACUUACAUUAAAGCUGACCAUUCGCCACAAAACAAACAUCCUAGCAUUCCCGCACUAAUUAACACCUGUAGGAGGAUAGGAAGCCAUUAUCACAAUUCAAACCACUGUUGAUAGAACUGAACUCCUUGAUAAAUUGUAAUCCAAGCUAGAGAUUACAUCUGGGUCAUGUCUAUCAAAGUGGCAAGAAGAAAGGCAAGGAGCAUUUUACCAAAUUAUAUUUGAGGAUGGAGAAGCUAACCUCAAAGAAGUUGUGUGCUCUGUUGGGGGGAGAGGAGGGGGAUUUCCCCUCCAGCCCCCUCCCCCAUUAAAUUUAUCGCAUGGUCCUUAGCAAGCUGGGUUUUAAGUGCUUAAUAAAUGAUAAAUCAGAUAUGAAA